Molecule: messenger RNA, 2316 nt
Organism: Vidua macroura (Pin-tailed whydah)
Lineage: Eukaryota; Metazoa; Chordata; Aves; Passeriformes; Viduidae
Product: swi5-dependent recombination DNA repair protein 1 homolog
Exons: 2
Coding region: 45-509 (154 amino acids)
Source: RefSeq, a predicted model, not a curated record
UUCCUGGAUUUGCCUCUCAGUCGCUGCUGGAUUUCACCUUGCAAAUGUGUGCUCCACAAGCAACGCUCUGCCCCUCCGACAGGACAGCAUCAGGUGAACCAGGCGGGUGUGAGGGCCAGGUGGGAGCCAGGGCUGGGGGUGGCACCAGGCGCACCCUCACCUGCUCGGAGCUGCGGCCGCGCCGCGCCCUGCAGAGCAGGAGCCCCUCCGCGCACAGCGGGCCCGGCGGGGCCCGGCAGCAGCACCGCGCCCUCCGACCGGGCCCUCCGACCGCGCCUGGCCCUCAGACCUCGCCCUCAGACCGGGCCCUCCGACCGCGCCUGGCCCUCAGACCUCGCCCUCAGACCGGGCCCUCCGACCGCGCCCUGAGACCGCGCCCGGCCCCACCGCUCCCUCCGACCGCGCCUGAAGCGCCGGGGCCGGGCAGGGAGGGAGCUCAGAAUAGCUCGAAGAAGGAGCCUACGAAGUGGUUGCUGGUCUCUUCUCAUCUGCCUAAAUCUGGUUCUUGAAAACUGUAGGAGGGGAAACUGGGCUAAUUUUGGUGGUGUCCUGGUUGCAAGGUAGGGACAUGGUAUGGCUUUGUUGCUGUUCUAUACCACCCACAUGUCACUGCUGGGGACAUGGUUUUGGGGGGAAGCAAAAGUGAGUGUGUCACCGAAACUGCAGGGAAAACAGAAACUCUCUAACAACAUCUUUUCAGUGUUAGAGAAUUAGCAUUAUGUUAUUUUGGAUAUGCAAUAGAAAUAAUUUUGUCCAUAUAUAUGCCGGGGUUCAGCACUGAAAAUCACUCCAUCACACAUAGUUCUUUACCAGACUUUUCACAUAUUUAUAUAUAAAAACCCAAAGAAAUUCUCAUUAAAUGGUCCUAAAUUAUACAAUUCUUAGCACUCAAUCUCCUAUUGGUUAUUGAUCCCUUUGCCUUUGAUGUAAAUAAAAUGAUUCUGUCCUUAUUCUGUAGUUCUCUUAUCCAUCUUUCCGCAGACCAGGUGUCUCUGACCACACCACAGGGUGAUGUUUGUUAAUAUUUUUCUCCUGUGUAUCUUGUGGCUACUCCCAAACUGUAGAUGUUAAGUUCAUCAGGCCUCAUCUCACCCAGCACUGGUGAACAGAGUUGUUUGAAGAGAAACUGCAAUUUUCCUUUUACUGGGGCAAAGGUGAGCAAUCCCCUGACUAAAGUUACAUUAAAAAAAUUUAGAAGUUGUAUCAUUUCCAACAAGUGCACCAUUUUUGCCUCCUUCUCCCCAGUGGGAAGGCUGUCAGCAUCAGCCCUGAGGACUCCAUCCUCUGCCAUUACUGUCCAUCUCCUCUUAUUUUCUCUGAGACAGAGCAGUGGUAAGAGACAGGAUUAAGUAAGCUUCCAUUCACAGACAUGACAACAUAAUAUGCUUGGGGCCCACCUUUUGAAGCAUUUGAAUCUCUGUUUGAGGUCAUCUGGUGACUUCAGGUUUAACCUAGAACACAUGUGGUCCCAGUUACUGAAAUGUGACACAGCCAUUUAGCCUGCCCAGGGCAUAAUUUUUGGCAUUUGAGUGCUCAGAUAUCACGUGGUAUAUUUUAAAAUACACCACUCAGAGCUAUAAAAAAGUACAGAUGUCUGGCCAGCUAUAGCCGGUUGGAACACGACAGGAUUAGGGAUGUUUCCUUAGCAGGUGACAUGGGAAAUAGGAGAUCAUUUGGCAGAUGUACUGCUGUUAGUGCUUAAUGUACAAAAGGGCCAUUAUGGUGGCCUAGCUUGUCAGUUCUUUUUUUCUUAAUGAUUACUUUCAAUUGCAAUACAAGUGAGAAAUCUAAAUUUCAAAUUACUUUUUUGAAAAUAUUCUUCCUUUGUUCUUGUUGCCCAAGUUGUAAUUACAUGCGCACCUUGUGUUCUUAGUGUAGCUGGAAACAUUUGUUUUAAAUUUGAAUUCACUUCAAAUGCAAUAUCCUAAGGAUUUGUAGCCCCUCCAGCUGCAUUUUCAUUUCCAUACAGCUACUCUUUCUCAUUGACCAUGUUCUGUAGAAGAAGUGAGACUAAAAGCUUUCUUUCAAUGAGGCAGUCAUACCACAUGGACUCACAUAGAACUAUGAAAGUCUAGGGAGAAUUGUGGUCCCAAGGACUGCAGCUUUCUCUAGCAUAUUAGUUUGGACCACAACUCCUAAACCUAUAGAAAAAAUAUAUAAAAAUUGUAUUGUAAAAAAAUACAAAUUGUAAGUUGUUUUGGAUUUUAUUUUUCAGUUAUCCCAAGCAUGAAUAUGUCUACUAGAUGUACAUUUCAGGAAUUUUUUUUUCCAAGACUCCUAACUCAAAAUGUUGAGUUACCUUUGAACAUCCAGUUG